AUGGAUUCUAAUGCAUCGGGCUUUUUUCUGAAUCCUUCUGCUAUUCACUCAGUUUACUAUCAGGCAAAGGAAGAUGAUGGUAUUAUUGAUCUCGGUCUUAGUCUCAGAACCUUGCAACCUGAAGCUUAUCAUCCAUCAGGACAUUUCAUAGGGGAAGAAGGAUGUGGUGAAAUGAUGAGUUGGGGUCAGGCUAAUUCUUCGAUAAAACAUUCAAAUUCUGGAUAUCAAGGAACUGUGCAACAAGAAUGUGAUGAAGAGGCAGAAGGAGUGCAGAGCAAAGAGAAUUGGGCUUAUGUGAAAGUAAACAUGGAAGGAGUAGUUAUUGGCAGGAAAAUUUGCAUACUAGAUCAUGUUGGUUACUCAAGCCUAGCACUUCAACUUGAAGACAUGUUUGGAAGACAAACUGCAACUGGGUUAAGGCUGUUUCAAGCAGGAUCAGAAUUCUGCUUGUUUUAUAAGGACAGGGAUGACAAUUGGAGGACUGUUGGUGAUGUUCCUUGGAAGGAGUUUGUAGAAUGUGUAAAGCGUCUAAGGAUUGCAAGAAGAAAAUGAAGCUCUGCUCUCAUGGUUUUCAAGCACUAGAUAUGAAUUUUGAGCUUGAAAAGAAACAAGAAAAUUGUUUACUAAAAUGCAAAAUUUUGUGUUUUA
Molecule: messenger RNA, 648 nt
Organism: Jatropha curcas
Lineage: Eukaryota; Viridiplantae; Streptophyta; Magnoliopsida; Malpighiales; Euphorbiaceae
Product: auxin-responsive protein IAA32
Biological process (GO): regulation of DNA-templated transcription
Cellular component (GO): nucleus
Source: RefSeq, a predicted model, not a curated record